This is a messenger RNA of Dracunculus medinensis (Guinea worm), 921 nucleotides long. Lineage: Eukaryota; Metazoa; Nematoda; Chromadorea; Rhabditida; Dracunculidae. The record is from the annotation of a GenBank genome assembly.
AUGUUGAAAAACUGUAAUUCAAAAUUCGUCGUUAUUCCCGAAAAGCCGACUGGAAUUGACUUUACCGAUCCAUCAAAUACUUCUUAUAUUGUUUCGACUUACGAAUUAAAAAAUGCAACACGACGCUCCGGUUCAUUCUAUAUAAUUAACGAAAAUUUUUUGGUUUGUAAAUAUAUUCCUAUGACGGCAGGAAUAUUUCGCUUCAAGGUUUCCUUGGAAAGAGGUGAAUUAUAUGCGGCAUUAGCGAAUGGCUGUCUUACAUGCAUGCAAUUAUCUGCGAAUAAUACUGUUGACAUACUUAUUUCUAAUAAUGUUAUCCUUUUAUGCGUAUCAGUUUGUGAAAAUAUGGCUCUUACCACCGAUAACCACGGUUUCAUACAUACUAUCGAUCUAACAACAGGAAAAAAAGAAUCAUUUCUUGGCCAUUCAUUGCCAUACACGAAGGAGCCAUGCGAAGUUUGGAAUGCUAUAUGGUGCGGAAAUAGUGGUGCCAUAUUAUCUGGUGGUGAAGAUGGUUUGUUAAAGUUAUGGGACACACGCUGUGCAAAUCGAUUAAUUGAUAUUAAUCAGUCGCACACGAGUGGUGUGAUUUUUUUGGAUACUGAAAAUGAAUUUCAAAUAAUUUCUGGAUCCUACGAUGAACAUAUUCGACGAAUUGAUAUCCGAAUGUUUCAUGACACACAUUGUGAACAAAAGCUUGGUGGUGGUGUUUGGAAUAUUAGAAAGAUACCAGGUUCACAAUACAUUAUUUCAUGCAUGUAUGGUGGUUGGGCAGUUGUCAACUCUGAAACAUUCUCUAUUUUGAAUUCAAAUUCGGAUAUAGGUUCAUUUCUUCUUUAUGAUGCAUUAUAUAAUAAUAAAUUAUCUUCGAUUAUUUCAUGUACGUUUAACAAUUAUUCCGUUAAUUGUGAUUAUCUGUGA